AUGCCGCCGUCCCGGGCGACGCCGCGCGCGGCGGCCGACUACAUCCCCGUGCACUUGCGGCCCUUCGUCUUCCACUCGCAGGACGAUUUCUACGUCUCGCGCCACUUCGAUCCGCUGCUUCUGAGCCACCUCAUGUACGCAGGCUUCCUGCCCAUCGCCUCGGACGUCCGGGAGACGUGUUUUCUACUGCCGAAACUCCAUAAACAGCGCUGUGUCUUGCUUUUCCAGCCAGAACUGCCCGAGCACGUACCCAAGAGCAUGGUGAAGAAAGCCAAGAAGUAUAAAUUCGUACUUAAUCGGAACUUCCACGCGGUUGUCGCUGGUUGUCACGAGAAGCACGGGAUCCCGUGGCUUUAUCCGCCGCUGGUCAAGAGCUUUGAGACGUUAUUUGAUGCUGGAGAGCACCGUGUGGAGUCGUGUCCUGGACCAAAUGUCCGGCUGGUUACAGUGGAGAUUUACGAUGUUGCCACGGAGACGCUCGUGGCUGGUGAACUUGGCUACACUGUGGGCAGUGUCUACACGAGCUUGACGGGCUUUAGCAGAGCCAAUGGAGCAGGCACGGUGCAGCUGCAUGCACUGAGCAAGUUCUUGUACUUGGCUGGGUUCAAGAUGUGGGAUCUGGGCAUGUCGAUGGACUACAAGAUGAGUCUGGGAGCCAAGGACGUGGAACGCGAUGAUUUCCUGGAUGAGCUGUACAAGUGGCGGGAUCAACAAGUGGAGAUGACGUUGGACGAGAGUAGAGAAGAAGGCGACGUUCGGGUGGGUGUGGUGGUGAAGACUCUUUUUGAUAUAUCGAGACCUCGGACAGAGACGAUGGACGAGUGGAGCAAGAAAGGAACACAUGCAUUGCGGGAUCAGAACUUGGUGGAGGCGGUAGCUAGUGGAGAAAAGGACAAGAGUGAUGAUGACAGAUCACGUGCGAGGGGGAAGGAGGACGCAAUGCAUGUGAAACGAGAGGUGUAUGGUGAGAAACGUAAAGCAGCGUCGGAUGACGGGCAGCGGGGUGAAGAGAAGAGGGGCAAGAUGUAG
Peronospora matthiolae is the source of this 1029-nucleotide messenger RNA. The record is from the annotation of a GenBank genome assembly. NCBI's taxonomy places the organism in Eukaryota, Oomycota, Peronosporomycetes, Peronosporales, Peronosporaceae.